AUGGAUAAGGACAGCACAAACCUGGCUGACCAGCAGUAUGAAUGUGUGGCUGAGAUUGGGGAAGGAGCCUACGGGAAGGUGUUCAAAGCCCGAGACUUGAAGAACGGCGGUCGCUUUGUUGCACUGAAGCGGGUGCGGGUGCAGACCAGCGAGGAGGGGAUGCCGCUGUCCACCAUCCGAGAGGUGGCAGUUCUGAGGCACCUGGAGACCUUCGAGCACCCCAACGUGGUCAGAUUGUUUGAUGUGUGCACCGUGUCACGAACAGACAGAGAGACGAAGUUAACAUUAGUAUUUGAACAUGUGGAUCAAGACUUGACUACUUACUUGGAUAAAGUUCCAGAGCCUGGAGUGCCUACUGAAACUAUAAAGGAUAUGAUGCUUCAGCUGUUUCGGGGGCUGGAUUUUCUGCAUUCACAUCGUGUGGUACAUCGGGACCUGAAACCACAAAAUAUCCUUGUAACUAGCAGCGGGCAGAUAAAGUUAGCUGACUUUGGCCUUGCACGAAUCUACAGUUUUCAGAUGGCUCUUACCUCAGUGGUUGUUACUUUGUGGUAUAGAGCUCCUGAAGUUUUGCUUCAGUCCAGCUAUGCAACACCAGUUGAUCUUUGGAGUGUUGGCUGCAUAUUUGCAGAAAUGUUCCGUCGAAAACCACUCUUCCGUGGAAAUUCAGAUGUUGAUCAGCUAGGAAAAAUCUUUGAUGUAAUUGGACUCCCAGAAGAAGAGGACUGGCCUAAUGAUGUUGCCCUUCCAAGAAAUGCUUUCACUUCCAGACCCGCACAACCUAUUGAAAAAUUUGUACCAGAUAUUGAUGAACUGGGCAAAGACUUGCUUCUUAAGUGCUUAGCGUUCAAUCCAGCCAAGAGAAUAUCUACCUAUGUUGCCCUCUCUCACCCAUAUUUCCACGAUCUGGAGAAAUGCAAGGAGAAUCUGGACUCUCACAUGUCAUCCAGCCAAAACUCCAGCGAGGUGAAUGCAUCAUAAUGCUGACUGAAGACGAAUCAUAAAUGAACAAGGCAUCUAGCUGACAAGGCCGCUGUCCCAUGCAAACCACAUAGCUGUUCUAGCGAAGACCAUUAUUUGGAGGUUUUACGCACUUAUCUUCUACUUUGGGAUUGUGAUGUGCUUAUCCAAGGAAAUCAAUGUAGUUUACUUUCAUCAGAGCAACGCAAGGGCCAGGGCUUUGACCUGCUCCCGUUGCAGCUUUAUGUUUGUUUUGGUUUUGUUUUGUUUAUCUACCUGGGAAAACUCCAGAGGAAGAGAAGCUGCUGACCAGUUUUGCUGCCAUUUUAUCCUUUUAAUAUUGAAUGCUGCCAGUGUGGAGUAGGAUGAUCGAGUUACUGCCAAAACACGAUGCAAUCUCUCUCUCUAGCUGCUGAAGCAUGAUUUGGUACUUUUUAAAUUAUUAUUAUGUGAUCUCUUACAAUGAUAUUUAAAGAAUGGCAUUGAAAUAUCAGAUCUCUGCAACCUGCAGUUAACUGAUAGGUGCAUUAAUAUAUCCAGCUACUGUUCAUUCAUAGCAUAUAUGCAGGUGCUUCCCCACUUGAAAACUUGGAUGGAUUAUUUUAUCAUUUCAUUGCUCUAUAAAAAUGACAGUGAUGAUGGUGAUCAUAAUAAAUGUCUCAACUUUUAAUUGUUUUCGUACACAAACGAGUUAUUAUCUAGCUACGUUUGUGUGCAUGUUGGAAAA
This is a messenger RNA of Opisthocomus hoazin, 1687 nucleotides long. Lineage: Eukaryota; Metazoa; Chordata; Aves; Opisthocomiformes; Opisthocomidae. The record is from RefSeq and is a predicted model, not a curated record.